GGUUUGGAACAAGUGAAGGGUGAAAAAUCGAUGACAGAAGGCUCGGUUUUGGGUGAACUACCCAUUUAAAAGGAAGUGCGACAUAAAUCAUAACAUGAUUGGUGUGGAAGUUAAUCGUAAAUAUAGGAAUAUUAUAAUUGACUUAGAAUAGAAUAAAAAGUCAAACAUGUUUGGAACAAGUGAGAAAACGCUGACAGAAUGUUCAGUUUUGUGUGAACUACCCCUUUAAAAGAAGAUGUGACCGACAUCAUCAUAACAUUUGGACACUUCAGUCAGCAGCGGAGGAGCUCGUAUUCGUCCGCGUGUCCAGACGCCGAGCCGGAAUGUUUGUUUUCUGGUUUCUAAGGGGUGGAGCGAGCCUCUGCUCCUCACUUCUGCACUUCUCCAUGUGUGUUUUCCCUUGCACUUCAUUUCUCCAUCCUCCCUGCUGACGUCCGACUUCCGCAUUCCUCGCUUUUCCCGAUCGGGGGGAUCAGGGAUCAGAGCUGAUGCAACGAUUCCCGCUUUUUAAGAUAUACUCGCGACCCCAGGCUGACGUCACAAAGGGACUCCACUCGCUCACCUCGAGGCCGAAGUCAGCUGUGGUCGCGGGUGUUUGUGACAUGAUGCCCGGUCAGAUCCCGGACCCCUCAGUGACGGCGGGCUCUCUGCCCAGUUUGGGCCCUCUAGCGGGCAUUUCUGCCACCACACUCUCUGAACACCUGAAAUAUGCAGACCUCUGCCACAUUGGGGCCAUGCUGUCCCCGUUACAUCUACUGGGAAAACUGGGCAAGCGGACACUCCCGAUCAAAGCGGAGUGUGCGAAUCUGGCACAGUGCCAUUUACUCUCAUCACCACACAGCAGUGGCUCCAUCUAUUGGACAGACACUGACUGAUUCUGAGAAAGAAAGUGCUGGAUCUUUAUACUGUACUGGAGAUACAGAAAACCUUAAAAAAGACACAAUAAUAAUACAAACAAAUCAAGGUAACAUUUUAGAGCGAAUCUAACACAUAAACAACUUGCUAACAAUGGCCCUUAGCUCUCUGCUAAUUGCGCUAAAAUGACAGAUUUAUAAACAUUCAUGUUUUUUUUACAUUACAUUCACUUGGUUUCUUUAAGUUGAAUGUUAGUGAUAAUAGUAGUGUAUCAGUAGUGACUCUUGUAAAUCUUAGUGUAAAUUAAUCUUGCUAAUGAAAGGCUAUGAAUAGCUCUGUUUAGAGGUGAGAAAACAGCUAAUGCUAAUGUAGCCUGACUGAAUGAUAUUUAGUGAAUUACUCUUCAUUGUAUCCCACAGCUCUAGUUAUUAUAAGUCAAUCCUGACAAAGACUCAAAUAGGUUACACAAACAUUUUGUAAUCACCAUCAGUCCAGGGUUUCUUUUGACAUAAUCCGCAGAAAGAGAGAGAGAGAGCUGAAAGACCAGCAGUGAGGGUUAUUUGCAGAUAAAUAUAACUAUACUUUCCUCCAUGUCGCAAACAAUCUUCAGAAAUGUUUAAUGGCUUUCAUGUGGAAAAAUCCUGUAUAAUAUUGGGAUUUUUUCAAAGUCGCUUUCAUUUUAUAAAAGCAAUAAGUCUCCUUUUUUAAAAAAAUUCCUGACGUUAAAAUAGGACCCAAAUCCCAGUGGUUUUGAGGCCCACUGCAACGUGAUGUAGGAGUGUGGUUUUCCCCGCCUACCAUUUGAUUGACAGACGCCAUGUUUCUAUAAUAACAUCUAUACACACGUCCACAGAACCUUUUCUGCAAAUAAACUGGGAUUCAAAUAUUUGCUACAA
Danio rerio (zebrafish) is the source of this 1751-nucleotide messenger RNA. The record is from RefSeq and is a predicted model, not a curated record. Lineage: Eukaryota; Metazoa; Chordata; Actinopteri; Cypriniformes; Danionidae.